AUGGAGAGAUUUCAUCCUUCAACUUCAAAUUCGAAACCAGAAAAAAGAAUUAAGGAGAAAAACAGAAGAAAUCACUUCAAGAAUCUCUAUUCUCAGCUUUACUCUCUUCUUCCAAGUGACAUCUCCAAGGAAGUUUUGCCUGUGCCUGAUAAGAUAGGCGAGGUGAUAAAUUACAUCAAGAGCAUGGAGAGAAAGCUGGAGAAUUACAAGCAGAUGAAGCAGAAGUUGCUGGGCAGAAAAAGACGAUAUUCAUCUACCAAGAGCUCAGAGUUGACUAAUGUUAAAGUUCAUGAUAUGGGACCUGACACGGAUAUGAUUUUGAUCAGUGGACUGAAAGAACCAGCUUCAUUUUAUGGCAUUAUUCACCUGCUUCAAGAAGAAGGUUUUGAGGUUGUCAACGCGAACUUUUCCAACGAUGGAAACUCAAUGCUUCAAGUAGUUCAUGAGAAGGGUGGAAUAUCAACAUCCAGCAUUGGAACUACAGAAAUAGCCAAGAGGGAGAGGUUAAAAGAACUGAUCUAUGGCUAUUCACACGGCGAAGAGGAAUCAACAGUAGACUUGUGGGACUUUGAAGUUGAACCUGAUCUCUUAGCUUCUGGCUUUCUUGGACCAUUGCCAGCAGGAGAGUUUUCUUUUCUGCAGCAACAUUAA
Coffea eugenioides is the source of this 651-nucleotide messenger RNA. RefSeq names its product transcription factor bHLH162-like. NCBI's taxonomy places the organism in Eukaryota, Viridiplantae, Streptophyta, Magnoliopsida, Gentianales, Rubiaceae. The coding region runs from base 1 to 651 and encodes 216 amino acids. Gene Ontology annotation, cellular component: RNA polymerase II transcription regulator complex. Gene Ontology annotation, biological process: regulation of transcription by RNA polymerase II. The record is from RefSeq and is a predicted model, not a curated record. Gene Ontology annotation, molecular function: RNA polymerase II transcription regulatory region sequence-specific DNA binding; DNA-binding transcription factor activity, RNA polymerase II-specific; protein dimerization activity. The transcript is spliced from 3 exons.